This is a messenger RNA of Oncorhynchus kisutch (coho salmon), 2125 nucleotides long. Its product is annotated as interferon-induced protein with tetratricopeptide repeats 5. Bases 289 to 1734 code for a protein of 481 amino acids. NCBI's taxonomy places the organism in Eukaryota, Metazoa, Chordata, Actinopteri, Salmoniformes, Salmonidae. The transcript has 2 exons. The record is from RefSeq and is a predicted model, not a curated record. Gene Ontology annotation, molecular function: protein binding. Gene Ontology annotation, biological process: defense response to virus. Gene Ontology annotation, cellular component: cytosol.
GCACUGCUUUUCUAUUCACGGUUUGAAAACUUGUGUCACGUGAUGAUCGCAGGUCAGUAGACUAUAUAGUAGUCUUUGUUAGGCUACAGUGCAAAAUGUUAAUAAAUGACCUGUUGUCACUUGUCAGAAUGGAAACCUUGGCAAUACAGCUAAGCAUCAGUUUCGGUUUCCUGUCUUUUGCGAAUUGCAGAAGGCCUAUAUAUAGCCAGGGAGUGAGUACGUGUUGGCUGUGUAGCCUAUUCCGCGUUCCCUGGACAUUACAAAAAACAACUCGCUGUAUUCAACAAGAUGAGUGCCUCGGUCAAAGCAGAUAUGGAAGUCAAGCUGAAAGCACUUGAGUGUCACUUCACAUGGGGCAUAAGGAAGGCUAACAUUAAGGACCUGGACAGCAUCCCUGAAAAACUCCUGGAUCGCAUCAUGAAGUUCUGCCCUUCAAAAUACCAUGUCACGUAUUUCAACUUACUAGCGUUCCUGAGCCACCUGGAGGAAAAUAAUGUUAGUGCUCUUGAGUAUCUCCACAAGGCUGAGAGUGCAUUGAAGGACAGACAGGAUGAUACAGAGUUACUGGUGACCUAUGCUAACUAUGCAUGGGUUCACUAUCACUCAGGGAACAUGGAUGAUGUGGAUGCCUACCUUGAGAAGCUGGAAAACAUCAAUAAGGGUAUUCCAAGGGCCUCAAAGAUUCAAGGCAGCUUACCUUCAGUACAUGGUGAGAAAGGUUGGAGCCUUAUCAGGCUUGGGGCAUUCUUUUAUAAAAGGGUAAAAGAGAGCUUUCAGAAAGCUCUACAGGGGGAGCCAAACAAUGCUUCUUUCAAUGUGGGCUAUGCCAUGGUCCUGUACAGGUUGGAGGGCAUGGUUAGGGAUAACAAAGUGAGGUCAGAGGAAAGUGAAGCUACCACUCAGCUAAGGAAAGCCUUGUCAUUGGAGCCCGAUAACUCGGAGGUUAUGGUCCUCCUAGCCCUGAAGCUUCAGAACAAAAAUAAACAAGAGUCCAUGAAACUCAUCACAGAAGCCCUCAGACUGUUUCCUGAUGUGCCUCACGUCAUGCGUUACGUAGGAAAGUUUUUCAGAUACGAGGGCUCCGUCAAUGAGUCCCUACACAUUUUGGGGAAAGCUCUGGAGCUGUCUCCAAACUCCCACUUCCUCCAUCACCAAAUUGGCCUGUGUCACAAACAACAGCUCAGUCAGAUGUUCGAGCAGAAGAGGAAAGGGGGACGAGUCAAUGGGGGCCAGAUAAAAGCAAAGGUGGAGGUCUGCAUCCGUCACUUCUCCAGAGCCGUGGAGCUGAAGCCCUCCAACAUUCACGCCAGGGUGAACCUGGCUGAGGCCUACGGGAAAAACUACCAGCUGGAAGAGGCGUUGAAGAUCUUCAUCAGCCUGGUGAAAGAUGAAUCCCUCAAUGACUCUGACAAGCAGCACUGCUACACCAGCUUCGGCCUGUUUCUGUUCCACAAGAAGAAAGAUGAGGGCAGGGCUGCGACACAAUUCAAAAAUGCCUACCAGAUUCAGAUUGAGAGUUGGGACAGGAAGGAGGCUGGGAAGAAGCUUAAGCAGAUAGCAGAGAGGUGCCAGACUAACAAGAGGAGAGUUGGCGAGGCCUCUGAGAUUUUGGCGUUCCUCGCCACUGUAGACAAAGAGGAGAGAAAGGCUGAAGAGCCAAGGGGAGUCAAUGUGGACUCUCCAGACACAGAUGACCUUACAGAUGCCCUAGGCAAAGGAAUGAAACUCAAAUGAUAUAUUUUAUUGUAACACAACGCAUGGCUUACAUAAGAAUACUGCUACGUGCAUUUGAAUGGUUUUAAUCGGGGAGUAACAUUUACUUCAAGUUGCAUGUAUGCUUCUUAUGUUUGAUUUUGUGUAAAAAAAAUUGCAAAGAAAAUUUGAGUAAGAUUCUAUUACUUUUGUAAGAUUUUGGAUGUCUUUGGAUGUGUCCCCUAUAGUGUAGAUGAUUAGAUAUCUUCAUUGACUGUUAAACUGUUGCUUAAACUGGCAGUAACAUUCUGAAGAGGUAAUAAAACACAGUACCAAAGUCUUGAUUAUCUUUUGUUCUUGUUAAAUUGCUAUGUUUUUUUCUACUUAGUUCCUAAAGCCAACAUUGCUUAAUAAAGGGGAACCACGUCAGAUA